CAACACAACUGAUCAAGAUGCCUCGCCGCAAGUUCGACAAGAAGAAUGCGACCACCUUCGCCCUGGUGCAUCGUGCCCAGAAUGACCCUCUCAUCAACGAUGCCGACGCCCCGAGCAUGGUCUUUGCCGAGCUCAGAGGUCCCCAAUAUGCAAAGCAAAGCCGCAAGAUCAAGGAGCGUGGUGAGCUAGAGGAGGAGUUUGGCACAGACUACAAGCCCAACGAGGGUGAAGCCGCCGAGCAUGGUGUCUACUUUGACGAUACCCAAUACGAUUACAUGCAACAUCUGCGCGAUCUGGGCUCUGGAGGCGGUGCUGCCACAUGGGUCGAGGCUCCCUCUGCAAAGAACAAGAACAAGGGAAAGAUGAGCCUGGAAGAUGCUCUUCGUGGCAUGGACGUCAAGGACGAUGAUUUGCAGAGCUACGGCGGAGAGAGUGUCGCUUCUACCAGGAGUUUGAUGCCCGAGGAUAUGUUGCCCAGCGAAUUUGUGCGCAAAACCACCUACCAGGAUAUGCAAAACGUACCCGACGCUAUCGCUGGCUUCCAACCCGACAUGGACCCUCGCCUGCGCGAAGCCCUCGAGGCUCUGGAGGACGAAGCCUACGUCGACGACGAGGAUGACAUUUUUGAGGAGUUGACUGGAGACGGAGAGGAGGUCGAUCGCGAUGACUGGGAGGGUCUCGAGUUUGACGAGGAAGAGGGUGACGGCUACGUCGACGACGACGAUGAGGGCUGGCAAUCAGACGACACUAUCAAGGCUGGGGAGAAGGGAGACAAGGGCGAUGCCAUACCGCCACCAUCCGAUACUGCUGCCCCUCCGCCAUCAGAUCCAAGCGAGGGAGCCUGGAUGGAGGAGUUUACCAAGUUCAAGCAAGAUGUCAAGGCUGCAAAGGCUCUGCCCAAGAAGGCCGCCCAACCAGCCCCUUCAGAGGCGCCAUCUUUCAACACUGGUCUAUCAUCUCUGGCUUCUGGUCGCCGUAAGAAACGUAAGGGUGCCAUGACCUCAACCUCUGGCUACUCAAUGUCUUCUUCUGCUCUCGUUCGCACGGACGCCCAAAGUCUGCUAGAUCAGAGAUUCGACAAGAUCGAGGAAGCAUACGCCGAGGACGACUUUGACGACUACGGCUCCCAAUUCGACGAUGCAGAGUCCAUGGCCUCAGGUAUGACGGGCAUGUCCCACGCCUCAGCCAUCAGUUCCUACUCACGAGCCACCGACUCCGAAGCUCCCAACCUCGUCCGUACCGACUUUGACAGUAUCAUGGACGGUUUCCUUGCCGGUCACUCUCGUGCUGGUAACCGUGGCCGUCACAUCAAGAAGUCUGGCUUCCAGACAGGUAUGGAGCAGCUCGACGAGAUCCGAUUCGGUCUGGGUCCUGCUCGCUUGGGCAAGUCUGCUCAGGCCCAGAGCAAUCGCCACCGAUAGUCACAAAUACCUGCAUCUUGUCUUUCUUCUAGCGUGGCGUUUGGGCAUGGGAUAUGGACCACAAAAAAAGGAUCAUAAGCGCAGCAUUCUAUAUCACGAUACAAUAUGUCAACUCAAUUGUUCACCAGGAAUUUGUCGACUGCUCUACAACUGAAGGCUUUUGGGUACGAGACUUUCCAAUCAAGGUCGUCUGUGUACACUUUUGAGCCAUCCACCAGUGAGAUUGAAUGGUGUUCGACCGUCACCUCUUGCGGAAGCAUACUCAGAAUCAUAGGGUCUGCCAGCAAAGCCAGCCUCUCAUCAGCCCCUUUAGCUCAGUUGGUAGAGCGCGGCACUAGUAAUGCCGAG
Molecule: messenger RNA, 1769 nt
Organism: Aureobasidium subglaciale EXF-2481
Lineage: Eukaryota; Fungi; Ascomycota; Dothideomycetes; Dothideales; Saccotheciaceae
Exons: 2
Coding region: 18-1421 (467 amino acids)
Biological process (GO): ribosomal small subunit export from nucleus; ribosomal small subunit biogenesis
Cellular component (GO): nucleus; preribosome, small subunit precursor; cytosol
Source: RefSeq, a predicted model, not a curated record